AUGAGGGAGGAUUGGUAUCACCAUGGAGAAGUAAUGUCAGGGACUGACAGUAGAAGCAAUGGAAGUGAGAAGAGGAAUGAGAUUUUAGGGUUAUACCAAGCAGCUGCCUUUGUUGAUGAAGAGUUUCUUAGGCAUGGUGACUUAAGUGAGGUUGCUGAAGGUGAAGAUAAGGCAGAAGAUGAGUUUCUUGCUAAGCUAGCCGAUGCAGAAACACCUCUGUAUCCAAGUUGUGCUAACCACAGCAAGCUCUCUGCAAUUGUUUCACUCUUUAGGAUAAAGACACAGAGUGGUUGGUCUGAUAGAAGCUUCGAUCUGCUGCUUGAGACUUUGCCACAGAUGCUACCCGAGGAUAAUGUCUUGCACACGUCCUUGUACGAAGUGAAGAGGUUUUUGAGAUCUUUUGAUAUGGGUUAUGAGACGAUACAUGCCUGUGUGAAUGACUGCUGUCUAUUCAGAAAGGAGUUUGAGAAGCUAGACAAAUGUCCGAAAUGCAAUGCUUCAAGAUGGAAGAUUAACUUGCGCACAGGUGAUGUGAAGAAAGGUAUUCCACAGAAAGUUCUAAGGUAUUUUCUUAUAAUCCCACGGCUGAAGAGGAUGUUCAGGUCAGAGGACAUGUCAAAGGACUUGAGGUGGCAUUUUACUAAUAAGAGCACUGAUGGAAAAAGCAGACAUCCGGUUGAUUCUGUUACUUGUAAUCAAAUGAAUGACAGAUACCCUUCAUUUGUCGCUCAAGAAAGAAAUCUUCGGCUUGGGCUGUCCACAGAUGGGUUCAAUCCUUUCAACAUGAAGAAUGUGAACUACAGCUGUUGGCCUGUUUUGCUUGUCAUUUACAACAUGUCACCUGAAAAGUGUAUGAAGGAGGAGAACAUCAUGUUGUCGUUGCUGAUUCCUGGUCCAAGCCAACCUGGUAACAAUAUUGAUGUGUACUUAGAACCGCUUAUAGAGGAUCUAAACCACCUGUGGGAGAAAGGAGAGUCAACGUAUGAUGCAGUCAGCCACACCACUUUCACAUUAAGAGCUAUGCUUCUCUGGACUAUUCAGGAUUUUCCAGCAUAUGGGAAUCUUGCAGGCUGCAAAGUAAAGGGCAAAAUGGGUUGUCCUGAUCUACCAGUUAGACACAACUUAGACGUUAUGCAUGUGGAAAGAAAUGUUGCUGCAAGCCUUAUAGCUACAUUGUUGCAUUGUGGAAAAUCAAAAGACGGUCUUAACGCGAGAAAAGAUCUGGAACUGCUUGGUAUUAGGAAGGAUUUACAUCCUCAACCCCGUGGGAAAAGAACAUACCUUCCUCCCGCUCCUUGGUGUGUGAAGUUAGAAGAAUCUAAGAUAUCAGGAUUGAAAUCACAUGAUUACCAUGUCUUGAUGCAACAGCUUCUCCCAGUUGCUAUUAGAGGAUUAUUACCUAAAGGUGUUAGGAUAGCUAUUGGCCGCCUCUGUGCUUUCUUCCAUCAUCUCUGUCAGCGGGUAAUCGAUGUAGAGAAAAUUACAGUAUUGGAAACUGAAAUUGUGGAAACACUCUGCAUGUUUGAGAGGUUUUUUCCUCCAAGUUUCUUCGAUAUAAUGAUGCAUUUGGUAGUUCAUCUAGCCAGGGAAGCUCGGUUAUGUGGACCAGUUCAUUUCCGAUGGAUGUACCCAUUUGAGAGAUACAUGAAAGUGCUGAAAGACUUUGUAAGAAACCUUGCAAGACCAGAGGGUUGUAUUGCUGAAGCGUAUCUUGCAGAGGAAUGUGUUAGGUUCUGCAGCCAGUUCUUGAAAAAAAACAACAAGUUAUGA
Brassica oleracea var. oleracea is the source of this 1770-nucleotide messenger RNA. RefSeq lists its product as uncharacterized. The transcript has 4 exons. NCBI's taxonomy places the organism in Eukaryota, Viridiplantae, Streptophyta, Magnoliopsida, Brassicales, Brassicaceae. Bases 1 to 1770 code for a protein of 589 amino acids. The record is from RefSeq and is a predicted model, not a curated record.